AUGCAGCGCCUCCAAAGUGCCGGACAUGCUGUAAAAGUGGCAACGGAACAUUUGGUAAACGCAGCUAGACAAGCAAUUACAGAAAAUGAUUGUCGUGGAUUGGUGAUUUCUGAUAGAAUGGUAACGGGUAUUGCCCAAGUAAUGGAUGCACAAGAAGAAGUGCUUCGAAAAGAAAAAGAAUUGAUAGAAGCUCGAAAUCGUUUAACAAAACUAAAUAAAUCUCGUUAUGAAAAAUCGCCUGAACCAUCACCAGAAAAAUAA
This is a messenger RNA of Meloidogyne enterolobii, 261 nucleotides long. The record is from the annotation of a GenBank genome assembly. NCBI's taxonomy places the organism in Eukaryota, Metazoa, Nematoda, Chromadorea, Rhabditida, Meloidogynidae.